Auanema sp. JU1783 is the source of this 1416-nucleotide messenger RNA. The record is from the annotation of a GenBank genome assembly. NCBI's taxonomy places the organism in Eukaryota, Metazoa, Nematoda, Chromadorea, Rhabditida, Rhabditidae.
AUGAGUAAAAGAGAGCUGGAAAAUAAAGUAGAAGAACAACACAAACAUAUUUUAUUUUUAGAAAAGAAACUGAAAGAUGUUGUACGAGCUUACAAAAGCCUAGAGUCCGAAAAGAAUGCUUUACAAAACGUAGUGGAGUCUUUCAAAGGUUCCGAGAACGCAGAAGAGUCACCUCAUCCUCAAGGAGAAGCAGACGAAAGUACUUUGAAAGGUUUGAAGGAUUCUCUAGCCAUUUUGACCAAAGAGAAAAUUAGGCGUGAAAAUGCUUUGCAGCAAGACAAAAAACUCUUAUUACAAGAAAAUGAAAGCCUGAAAGAAAGGUUGAAGACGGCAGCUGAUGAUUCAGAAGUGCAAGCAGAGAAGUUAGAGAAAGUUAUCAAGGAAUUGACUCAAAAAAUCAGACGCAUCGAAAUGGGGCGCGAGAGUGAGCUUACAGACCAUGGUAACGUCCUUGCAGAAAUGCAACAGAGAUAUGCAAAGGAAAAAAUUUCUGCUGAAAAUGCUCAGAAGCAGCUGGUUGAAUUAUACAAAAAGUUACAAGAGAAAAGCGAUCUUCCCACUCAGUUCAAAACGAAAGAGAAAGAAUUACAGGAUAAAAUAUCUGAAAUGAAGAAGGAGAUUGAGGAAUGGAAGGCCAAAGCAGAACGUUCUCCUACAGUACAACUGUUACAAGACCAAAUGGCUAAUAUGAAGAUAGAACUGGAGAAAGAGCUCGAAGAGCGACUGAGUCUAGGCAAAAGCAGUUCCUCGUUGGAUAAACAAGUAAACAGUAGAAUAUGCGAAUUAGAAGAAGCCACCCAGAGAUUGACUGAACGUGUUGCCGAGUGCGAAAGAGAAAAAUAUGAAGCCUUAGACAAGUUGAAGAAAUCAAGUGAUGAAAGCAACGAGUUGAAGCUGCUUCUCCAAAAAGCGGAAGAAUUCAAACAGCAUAUAAAUGAGGAAGAUGCCACAAAACAGUUUGUUAUUCUGGGGAAUUCACUUCUGAAAGAUGGGAUAGAUAUAUUUGAUGUCCUAGAACCUAAUCCACGGUUCUUAGAAGCUAAGACGAAAUUGGAGAGAAUAACAGAUGAGUACGAGAAAUAUAAGCUGAAAGCUGAAGCUGUAUUGAAGUCGAAGACUUCUAAUGUGGAGGAGAAUGUCGACAACGGUCUGAGGACAUUAGUAAGUCAGUUACACGAUAAAAUAAAAAAUCUGGAAGUUGCUCAUGCUACUGAUCAAGCCCAAUACGAACUGACAACACGCAAUAUGCGAGAACGUAUUUCUGAAUUGGAGAGAAGUGAAGAAAUUUGUAGAAAUCAGAUGAAGAAAGAAAUGCAAGGCAAAAUUUCCGAAAUGGAAGCUGAAAUGCAGAAGCAACGGUCUCGAACUCUCGAGAUUCUGGCGGAGAAAGAGCAAGAACUCGAAGCAACGAAGUAA